Messenger RNA from Zootermopsis nevadensis, 1111 nucleotides. NCBI's taxonomy places the organism in Eukaryota, Metazoa, Arthropoda, Insecta, Blattodea, Termopsidae. The record is from RefSeq and is a predicted model, not a curated record.
CUUUAAACAUUUUGAUGGCGCUAGCCGAUUUUAUACAAGAAAUACAAGUAUUCCUUGCAGUUAUGGCACAUUACAUGCACAUGUCAUGACGGUUGGCGCUAUGGUUGAUUGAAGGUCAGAAUCAAAGUUGAGGGCGGUUUUAAGCGUCGGUAUAAUUUGUUGUGGGAACUACUGUUAACGAGUAUGAGCUUUAAUGUACCAGAAAAUGUAUUUUGGUCACUAGCCAAGGAAUAUAAUAUAAUUCAAGCACAAUCCGCGGGAAGCCCAUCAAAAUUAAAUGUUGCCGAAAGGAAAUUUAAGGUUAUGAAACAUGCUACAGAAAAUUCACUGAUCAUAAUGGAGGAUAUUUGUGCUUUGAAGAAGAAAAUCAGAAAACUGGAGCAUGAGAAAAAUAUCCAGUAUCUUAGUGCCAGAAACAGGUUCUUUCUCAAGAUGUGUGCUGACAGCAUUAGUGUGGUAAAAAGAAUGAACACUGAUCUGGCGAUCAUAUUGUGUAAGAAACAUGUGAUCCUUCACUUGCUGCAGAAUGCUCCCAAGGAAGAAUCCAUUCAUAUUCCAGUUCAUCUACACAGAACAUUCAUAAAUCUAGUUAAAGGUCUUCAGGAACUAUGUAACUUUAAAGUGAGCAUUAUUGACUGCUUCUGCAAGCUUUCAGAUGUUAAAUGGGAUGAGAACCUGCAAGAAAUGGAGCCUUUAAAACAGCAGACUCUACGCAACAUAAGUAUUUUAAAGAAACUGCUUUUUGACGUGUGUCAGUUACAGAUUUCAGUUGAUAAAAUGUUGCAUUUUGCGGCAUCAUUUGUCAGAACAUUUCUAGAUGAGGUGGAGAUGCAUUCAGAAUCUUGAAAAUGUGUUGCCUUCAUUGCAUAAUUUGUUUGGUUUCUCAAUUAUUUUUACCCAUUGUAUGUGAUUUAACGUGCACUUCGUCUAUGCCUAUUUUUCCAGCAGUUACAGAAUGAUGUUGAGUAGUAAUUACAAUGACAAUGUUAGUGUCAUGUCUUGUGAAUUUACUUACACUAAACAGCUUGUGCUGCUUAGCACUGCAUUUAUGUAUCUUCAUGUUAAUCUUUUUUAAGUAAAAUGGAAGUGAAAUAAAUGAUCACAAUUAUUA